AUGUCUGCGGUCACGGCUUCCACCGGCGGCCGCGGGCACGACGACGACAGCGGCGACAUUUCUCUCUCGCGACCCCCCGAUAAGCGGCCCUUGGCAGCGGGACCGGCAAUGCCAACUCCACGCAACCUACAGCACUCUGGCAUAGUGCGGAGCAGCUCGGCUCGCCUCGACCGUCCCCCAGACGGCGACGUUGGCGAGCGCGCCCGCAGCACGACCGGAUACCGUGCAACUGCGUCACCGAGCCCGAGCCCAACCCCAACCCCAACGACGACCCCGACUCCGCGUCGCCAAGUCUCGGAAUCUCCCCUCUCCCCAUUACAUGCGCGGAGAAUGACGCGCUCGCGGUCCCUCAACGUCCGCAUCCCCUCCAUCGACUUGACGGCCAAGUCGGUCCAAUCGUCCACCUCGGCGACGUACCUCGCCCCCGAGAUAUCUGCGCCGGCACCGUCACCCCGUCCGCCACCGCUAAUUGAUGACGAGACGGCAUCAAGCAUGGCGCGGUGGGUCAAGGAAAUUGUCGUGUGUAAUUUCGACCUCGAACGGGGUCCUGUUGUCGAGCGCCGAGCUGGCGGGCGGAGGUGGGGACCUGGCGUUAAAGAAAACGUUGCGUUCUCGUCUUUUCCAGAUACGUCUUUAUUCACAGAGGGAAGCAUACAAUUCAGCUUCAAGAUCCGGCACGUACCCCCAGACCCAGCAGCGUUGGCCUUUCCCGAACCCCCAUCGCCCAAUCCCGCCGCUGAGAGCUUUAGCGACGCCGUUCUUCCGGAGAAGAGGGACCGCGCGGACGAGUAUAGGAAAUGGGACGAGCGAGGCCGAGAGUGGAUGUACGGCUUUGUGUGGUUCCAACAACGCCGGGAUCGCGGCAUUGCAAGAGGAUACAUGCAAAAAUCGGUCGUCAUCCUCACCCACCUUCCUUUCCCGGCACUUUGGAGCGCCGUGCUCUCCCACCUCGCGCCGGCAUUCUUCGCACACGGCUACACGGCCCUCGAAGUUGCGUGUCGGGCCAUUGCGACAUGGCCCGAUCCAGUCCCCGACGCACGCCUCGACCUCCCCCUCCUUUCAGAGGUUCUGCCCGUCAAGCUCCCCGACGCAACGGACAAUCCUCAAGUUGGAUGGGGUUGUGAUCCGAUCCUAGCCUCCCAUCCACCGAGUUCACCACUACGCGCAUUCGCAAGUUUCCUCCCUCACCUCUGGAGUAUAUGGGAAUGUUUGGUCCUCGCCGAGCCCGUAUUGGUCAUCGCGUCGGAUCCACGCACAUGCUCCGAGAUCGUGUGGUGGCUUCGAGAGCUGCUUCGGCCCAUUCCAUUGGCAGGAGACUUUAGGCCAUACCUCCAUAUCCACGACCACGACUUUUCGUUGCUUGUCAACUCGAACAAGCCCCAGGCAGGUGUGCUUGUUGGCGUGACUAACCCCUUCUUCCGCAACGCAGCAAGCCACUGGCCCAACGUCAUCGCUGUGCCAUUCAAGGGCGAGCAGCGAGCUCAACGGGUGAUAAACCCCGAAGGAUUCAUCAGCAAGCGCCAGCGCAGUGUACAAAAAGACCGCGCGCUGUUGAAGCAGCUUGAAAUCCUCGUGGCGGCGGGCAAGCUUGAUGACAAAACAGGCAACAUGGCGCUCCGCACCCACUUCCAACAACUGACUGAACGUUUCCUCGUCCCUCUAAAUCGAUACUUUCAAACCCUGGUCCCCCCGCCAACUUCGGGAAGUUCGACACCUCAUCGACCGUCCCUCUCGCGCGGCUCGUCCUUCACUUCGGGCGGUGUCCUCCCCCCUCCGCCAGCCAUGAGUUUGUCGGGUCUAAAACCAUUCAGCCUGCCCAGCUUUCUUGCCCAUUUGAAGAAACACGGUCCAAAUCCAUUGUCGUUCAAGUCCAAGGGCCUGGCAGGCAAGGCGCGGGUCGAGAACGACUUUUAUGCCGCAUUCUGUAUGGGCGCCUGCUUUGCAGGCUGGUUGGCGGCGCGCGUGCAGAGCUUGGGCCUGGCACUGGCGCCGAUGGGCAACGAGGGCCUGUUGACGGCGAGUGGGUUCAGCUCGGCCCGGGAUAGUGGUGAUGCCAGCUCGGCGCGGGGUAGUGGUGAUGCCAGCUCGGCCCGGGUUAGCGGGGACACGAGCGGGACGAGCGGGACGAGCGCGACGAGUGGGAUCAGUACCAGCGCGAGCGCGAGCGAACGGAGCAGCGUCGACGAUCCGGGGGCUACGCCGCGCGCGAUAGAGCCGUUCUUGCCCUUGGUGGGGGAUGAGAACGCGGCGCGGAGACUGGGGAGGCUGGGGAUCGCAGACUGA
Molecule: messenger RNA, 2283 nt
Organism: Cutaneotrichosporon cavernicola
Lineage: Eukaryota; Fungi; Basidiomycota; Tremellomycetes; Trichosporonales; Trichosporonaceae
Exons: 4
Coding region: 1-2283 (760 amino acids)
Cellular component (GO): recycling endosome
Molecular function (GO): guanyl-nucleotide exchange factor activity
Source: RefSeq, a predicted model, not a curated record